Messenger RNA from Scophthalmus maximus (turbot), 3449 nucleotides. RefSeq names its product sestrin 4 (gene sesn4). Gene Ontology annotation, biological process: positive regulation of macroautophagy; cellular response to L-leucine; negative regulation of TORC1 signaling. Gene Ontology annotation, cellular component: nucleus. Gene Ontology annotation, molecular function: L-leucine binding; oxidoreductase activity, acting on peroxide as acceptor. Lineage: Eukaryota; Metazoa; Chordata; Actinopteri; Pleuronectiformes; Scophthalmidae. The transcript is spliced from 9 exons. The record is from RefSeq and is a predicted model, not a curated record. The coding region runs from base 162 to 1496 and encodes 444 amino acids.
CCUCCCCUGCGCAGUCUCCAGCGGCGCACCGACGGGUCGACGGCGGCCGGGCGGACGGGGGCUCCACAGCCUUUUGUUAGCUCACAGCAGAGGCACCAGGAGAAGACACGACAGAAGCCGCGUCCGUGCAAUAGCAGACGCGUUUAUUUUUUUUGUGGAAAAUGAUCAUCUGCGCGAAUAAAAUGGAGUACCCCCUGAGAACCCAGUGCCAGCGAGUCCAGAAACAGGUGGUGGUGAACGGUGAGAAGGAGCGCGUGUCGCUGCUGUUCAUGAAGGCUCUGGUCAGCAGGGGGAGCGUGGACGCUGUGUUCCAGCAGAUGGCCUCUCACCCUCAGUACUUGGAGAGCUUCCUGCGCGCACAGCACUACAUCCUGCACAUGGACGGCCCCCUGCCGCUGCCAUACCGCCAUUACAUCGCCAUCAUGGCUGCUGCACGACAUCACUGCCACUACCUGGUGUACCUGCACUCAGCUCACUUUCUUAGGGUGGGCGGGGACCCACUGUGGCUGCAAGGUUUGGAGGCGGCGCCCCCUCGCCUUCGACUCCUUGCCCACAUCAACAAGGUGCUGGCCCACCAACCCUGGCUCACUGCCUGCUCACACAUUCAGACCCUGCUGAAGUCGGGCGAGCAGUGCUGGUCGCUGGCGGAACUGGUGCAGGCCGUGGUGAUCCUGGCCCACUGCCACGCCCUCUGCAGCUUUGUGUACGGGUGUGACGCUGACUCCGACUUCGUCCCCCGCACCAAAACUCCCAACGGUACCCCGCCGACCUUCUGCCCCUUUGAUGCUGCCAACGGCAACACCAACGUGCCUCAGUCACUCGCCACUCCCUCCGAACACAAAACAAGACGACGGUCUCUGGACUCCAGUUGUGACAUGGUUUGUCUAAAGGAGAGGAUCCAGAAGUCCCAGGAGGAGCGAGAGAAGAGAGAAGAACGCCUCCUGCAGACCCAGACACUCCAACAAACAGACAUGGAAGAAGAGGAGGAGAUAAUAUGCUUCGCAGACCCGUCGGGUUUCAUCACAGACCCUGACUUUUGCUAUGAGGAGUUUGCCCGUAGUGAGGAGGACCACUUCCAAGUAUUCAGAGUUCAGGACUACUCAUGGGAGGACCACGGCUUCUCCCUGGUAAACAGAUUGUAUUCGGACAUCGGGCACCUCCUGGACGACAGAUUCAGGAGUGUGAGCACCCUCCCCUCGUUGCACAGCUCUGACCUGAAGAGGGCGAUCUGGAACUACAUCCAUUGUGUGUUAGGAAUACGCUAUGACGACUAUGACUACGGUGAAGUGAACCAGCUGUUGGAGCGGGAUUUGAAGUUGUACAUCAAGGCCGUGGCCUGUUUUCCGGAUGCCACCAAAACUCCAGUGUGUCCGCUGAGUUGGGCUCUACUCAAAACUUCCGAAAGGAUACAUGUGAAUUUACUAAUCAUGGAGGCCCGACUGCAGGCGGAGCUGCUCUACGCUCUGAGAGCCAUCACUCAGUACAUGAUUGCCUGAGUGCUUGGAGAGGCACAAAGUCAAAACUCUUCGCCGGUACAGAGACCCAGAGAGACACGAGGAUAAAGAUGCAGUGAAGUGGGAUGAGAGUAGCACUUUUAAGGACACAGAGCUCCAUUGUUUCGUAGCGGUGCCUCAUGAAUAUGCUUCUCUCCUUCUCAGAAUUAAUGUAUUUAUAUACCAUAGUGUGCCACAGUCCCCUCCUCGCCCCUUUCUGCAGAUGCUCCUAUUGUGAAGUCCUCUUAUCAGACAUCUCUGCUCUCCAAGGUUAUGUGCAAUUAUUACUAGCGUUGUUUUAAUUUUUACCUGUUGUUGUGUGCUCCAGCUCAGCCUGUGAGAAACUGCUUGGGUGUAGCAGCGUGAUACAGUGGCCAAUAUUGUCCUUUUGAGUUAAGAUCAGUCCCCUCUUCGUAUUAACUAUGCGUUUUCCCAAAACAUAUCUCUCCGUACAAGUUUAAUGAAUGUCAAUGGGAGACCAGGGCCUUUCAUUUUUUUGUGUUUUGUUUUGGACAAUCCUAGUCAGUGUUGGAGGACAGUAAAUGGGACUGUGAAGGACGACCAUUUUGCUCUCCCCAAGCAUUUUGUAUUAAUGCUGGUCAAAAACAAACGCAACAGUGACACUGCUGGAAGUUUUCACAUCACUAUAGUUUCUUUUAAUAAGCACUUUUUAAAACUUUAUAUAUUUAUAAUGCAAGGUAGCUUGUUAGUGGACGUUGAGACACACGGUGUGUGGGUCUGAGGCCUUUCUUGUCACUGUAUGACGCGUUACAAACAUUUUUAGACUGUUUGUCCUCCGACUUUCAAACUCCGCUUCUGUGCUGAACUGCAGAACUCCGAGUGAGGUUUCCUCUUGAUCCAAAAUAUUUCAGUGAAUUAUUGGAAGGAUUUUGAACGACGAAUAAUAUUUGCAAAACAAUUUUCACCUGAUGAGAAAAUUUGUACCUAAACUGAAGUGGUCAGCGAGCUGUUUCCUACAGUGAAAAUUCGGCUGAGCCAAUUGCAGAAUUAUUGUUUAGUUGUUCUUGGUACUCACGUAUUUCAGAAAUGAUCAAACACUGAGUUUCAGACCAAAGGUCAUAAAAAUUAAAAAGAAAAAGCUGCAGUAGCGUGAAGACUUGUACAGAUGACAAGUGCACAGAAGUAGAUCUGCACUGGUCGUAAGUUGAGGUUGAGAUCAGAGUUUCGCUCAAAGCUUUGUGCUAAGGCUUUUUUUGUGAGCUGUAUCAAAGCUGAUUAUCAAGUCGAAAUCCACGGUACAGUUUGCAGAGAAGAACAAUGUGCAACUAGUUGUUAAAAUGCUUGUAUCUUUUCGUCUUUUUUUAUUUUUUACAGUUUUUGUAAACUUCAGAGUACUUUCUCUUUUUUUGUUCCUGGGUGCAACGGUAGGACCUGCUUGUUGUGCUGCAGCCUGGGUAGAUGUAGAGGUGUGACCGACUGUUUAGAGUUAGACAUUAGAUUUAGGAAAGAAACAAAAAGUGCUUAUCGACUUAAUAAAAAAAGCGCUGUUAACACAGGUGCCUUCAGGAUUUAACUGGAGUGCUGCUGAAGUGAAGGGCUGUGACUCCUGGAGGCUGAAUGUGGGCUUUGGUUGCAGCCGGGAAACGCCUCCACCUGACGAGUGUUGAACUUGUGGUGUUUCCCGCAUGAAUGGGAACUGUUUUCUUACGUUGGUCAGCGCCAUUUCUGACAAAUAAUACGGCUGCAAAUGCACCGGGGUUUUGUUUGUUUGUUUUUUUGUUUUUAAUCUGACACUUUCUUCGAGCCCCAGCAACUCAGCGUGAGCCUUUGACACAGAUGGAUGUUUAAAAAAAUGUUCAACUUUAACAGUUAUAAAAAAAAUGGACAAUUUACUAAAAAUAAAACAACUUAAAAAAACAGAACAAGUGAAAAACAACAAAAAAAUGUUUUUUGAAAAUGUGAAGAAAUGUUUUCUAUAAAGAUGCUCUAUGAAAA